GCUUUUGGCGCGGUGUCGGCCAUCUUGGAAAGCCAUCGCUGUGAGGAAGAGGCUCCGCUUCCCGCUCUUGCUGCUCAUUGAUUGCUUUCUUUCGCUCUUUUAGAGGAACCGCCGCAGCGACGCAGCUCCGACCAACCGGAAACUCUCCUCUAGCUUCACUACUUCCGGCUUCAACUAACCGAGGAUCGAGCAGCAUGGCGACAGUCCGCGGUACUCCGAGCAGAGAAGCGGGGCGGCCAGCGGCCUCCACGCCUCUGUCCCCCACCAGGAUAUCCCGCCUCCAGGAGAAGCAGGACCUGCAGCACCUCAACGACCGCCUGGCGGUCUACAUAGACCGGGUCCGCUCCCUGGAGGUCGAGAACGACCGGCUGAUGGUGAAGGUGUCCGAGAAGGAGGAGGUCACUACCAGAGAGGUGACGGGCCUGAAGGCUCUGUACGAGGCAGAGCUGGCCGACGCUCGCCGCGUCCUGGACGACACCGCCAAGGACCGGGCCCGGCUUCAGAUCGACCUGGGGAAGGUCCAGGCGGACCUGGAUGAAGCCACGCGCACAGCCAAGAAGAAGGAUGGAGACCUGGCCGCCGCCAUGACCCGGGCCAACGGGCUGGAGGCCAAGCUCAAUAAGAGCGAGGCGGCGCUCGCCACGGCGCUGAGCCAGAACGCCGCCCUCACCUCAGAACUCGCCGAUGUGAAGAACCAGCUGGCCAAGGCCGAGGACGGCCACGCCGUGGCCAAGCGGCAGCUGGAGGCGGAGACCCUGAUGCGCGUGGACCUGGAGAACCGCUGUCAGUCCCUGAGCGAGGAGCUGGAGUUCAGGAAGAACAUGUUUGAGGAGGAGAUUCGUGAGAGUCGCCACCGGCAGGAGCAGAGGAUCGUGGAGGUGGAUUCUGGAGUCAGACAGGACUACGAGUUCAAGCUGGCCCAGGCUCUGCAGGACCUGCGGAGGCAGCAUGAUGAGCAGGUUUCCCUCUACAAGGAGGAGCUGGAGCAGACCUUCCAGGCUAAGCUGGAUAACGCCAAGAUGUCCUCAGAGAUCAACGACAAGGCCAUGGGCGCCGCCCGGGAGGAGCUGCAGGAGUCCCGCAGCAGGAUAGAGAGCCUGGGUUACCAGCUGAGCGCCCUGCAGAAGCACAGGAGGGGAGGAGGAGCACAGGUAGCCACGCUGGAGGGGGAGGAGGAGCACAGGUAGUUGCUGGAGGGGGAGGAGCACAGGUAGCUGCUGGAGGGGGAGGAGCACAGGUAGUUGCUGGAGGGGGAGGAGCACAGGUAGUUGCUGGAGGGGGAGGAGCACAGGUAGCUGCUGGACGUCAAGCUGGCUCUGGACAUGGAGAUCAACGCCUACAGGAAGCUGCUGGAGGGGGAGGAGCACAGACUCAAACUGUCUCCAAGCCCGUCGUCUCAAGUGACCGUCUCCAGGAUCACUGGGUCCUCCUCCUCCCGCUCCUCCAAGAGGAAAAGGCCUCAGGAGGAGGCGGAGCUGCUGGAGAUGGCGAGAGGAGAGGAGCUGCUGGUGUCUGAGGAGGCCACGGCCAGCGGAGCAGUGACCAUUUCUCCCACCGACAUGGACGGAAGCGCCGUCACCCUGAACAACGAGAGCCAGAAGGACCAGCCUUUGGGGAACUGGAGGCUGAAGCGGCAGGUUGAUGACGAAGAGGAGCUGGUCUACAAGUUCUCUCCUAAAUUUGUUCUGAAGGCGGGGCAGUCUGUGACGGUUUGGGCCGCUGAUGCCGGCGUCGCUCACAGCCCGCCGUCUGACCUGCUGUGGAAGAGCCAAGCUUCCUGGGGGACAGGAAGUGUGGUGGUGACCUCCCUGGUGGAUUCGGACGGCGAGGAGGUGGCCAGGAGGAGUGUAACCAAGACUCAGAUGGAGAUGGAGAACGGUGACGAGCAGGAGGAGAGGCCUCAGAAGGGCAAAGUGUCGUCCAGGGAGUGCAGCAUCAUGUGAAGCUCCGCCCCCUCCUCCUCUGAAAACCUCCCAGCUUCUUUCUUUUCUUUUAACCUUUAAUAUUGAGAGACUGUCAUCUGGACCUCCAGAACCAACAAACGGGUCGCCAGCAGUGGAUCCACAGAACCACUGGGUCUGCUCCUCCAGUGGCACCACGCCGCUGUAGAACCGGACCACACUGGGCCCGGUUCUACAGCGGCGUGGUGCCGCUGUAGAACCGGGCCUACCCAGCCUGCUCUAACACUAGUCCAUCCGGUGACGCGGCGGCCUGCUGAGAUGGCGGGCUUUAACGGAGGCCUGUGAUUGGUCAGCCUGGCAGCAGCGCCUCCUCACCUCAGUUUUUAUUCAACGCCUCUUUUUAUUGGCCGUUUGAGGCCGUUAAACACUAGGAGGGACGGAACCGAUGGGAGCUCAGAACACGCCGACGGCGCCUUCUGAGCUCCCAUCCUUCCUCCAUCUUUGAUUUCAGGGCCUUUUUAUUUCCCUCUAUAAAAGACCUCCCCUCCAUGACCUCCUCCCUCCAUGACCUCCUCCCCACCAUGACCUCUU
Molecule: messenger RNA, 2492 nt
Organism: Cyprinodon tularosa
Lineage: Eukaryota; Metazoa; Chordata; Actinopteri; Cyprinodontiformes; Cyprinodontidae
Gene: lmnb2
Product: lamin B2
Exons: 13
Source: RefSeq, a predicted model, not a curated record